This is a messenger RNA of Arabis nemorensis, 753 nucleotides long. Lineage: Eukaryota; Viridiplantae; Streptophyta; Magnoliopsida; Brassicales; Brassicaceae. The record is from the annotation of a GenBank genome assembly.
AUGUCGUCGGAGGAAGAUAAGACCACGAGGAUCUCUAUCGAACCGGAGAAACAAUCACUUCUCGAUCAUCACACCGAGAAACAUUUCACCGCCGGAGAAGUCGUCCGUGACAUCAUCAUCGGUGUCUCCGACGGUUUAACCGUUCCUUUUGCACUCGCAGCCGGACUUUCCGGUGCGAAAGCUUCUUCUUCUAUCGUACUCACCGCCGGAAUCGCCGAAGUCGCCGCCGGUGCUAUCUCCAUGGGACUCGGCGGGUACUUAGCUGCAAAAGGCGAAGCGGAUCAUUACGCGAGAGAGAUGAAACGAGAACAAGAAGAGAUCGUGGCCGUUCCUGAGACCGAAGCAGCUGAGGUGGCAGAGAUUCUGGCACAGUACGGAAUAGAGCCACAUGAAUAUUCACCUGUGGUUAAUUCUCUUCGCAAGAAUCCUCAAGCUUGGCUUGAGUUUAUGAUGAGGUUUGAGCUUGGACUAGAGAAGCCUGAUCCAAAAAGAGCAUUCCAAAGUGCAUUCACGAUUGCAAUAGCUUAUGUUCUUGGCGGUUUAGUACCACUACUCCCUUACAUGUUCAUACCGCAGGCCAUGGAUGCGGUAGUCGCUUCUGUGGUUAUUACUCUGAUCGCUCUCUUCGUAUUCGGCUAUGGAAAAGGACGUUUUACAGGGAGCAAACCAGUUAAAAGUGCGUUUGAAACCGCUUUUAUAGGAGCGAUUGCCUCAGCAGCUGCGUACUCUUUGGCUAAACUGGUGCAACAUUAG